Messenger RNA from Poeciliopsis prolifica (blackstripe livebearer), 1501 nucleotides. RefSeq lists its product as uncharacterized. The record is from RefSeq and is a predicted model, not a curated record. The transcript has 8 exons. Lineage: Eukaryota; Metazoa; Chordata; Actinopteri; Cyprinodontiformes; Poeciliidae. Bases 114 to 956 code for a protein of 280 amino acids.
UUUCAGUCAGAGCUGCCUUCCUUUUUCACAUGCUGCCCAGCCUUGCAACAAGUUUUCACAUUAGUGCUCAGACAUAAUAGUUAAAGACCAACAUCGUCUGGAUCCUUUUCACAAUGCAGCUCCCAAUUCUGUUUUAUCUCACUGUAAUGUGGAUACUGCUAUCACAAGCUAAAGACACAGGUGACCCUAAAUGGAAGAUAAACGUGAAUCAGAACAUAACUGCAACAAAAGGCUCAAAUAUAAUCAUAUUCUGCACAUUUGAAACUCCUCCGGAACAAAAAACAAACAUUACAGUUUACUGGAAAACAAAUGGAAGAAGCAGCUGCAGCAGGAACGACAACGACAAGCUGGCAUUUGCUUUUCAUCCUAGCUCCUCUUGCAUAGAUCCACACUUCCAGGGAAGGACAAAACUAAUUGGAGAAGCCAGCGAUGGAAACUGCUCUCUGCAAAUCUUCAAUAUUAGGAAAACUGAACCAUCAAUCUACGUGCGGGUUUCUGGACGGAGCGACUACUACAGCUUCAAGAAACAUGCCGUCAAAUUUUAUGUGGAUGAAAAAAAUUUAAGUUCCUUGAGUCACACAGAUUAUCCCUCAUUUGAGUUUACAACAAGCGCCAUGCCUGAUGUGCAUGACGAUGGGAACAUCAAGAUGUACCUGGCCAUCUUUGUGCCACUUCCCAUCAUUCUCAUCAUUGCUGCAGCUGGGAUAGUCGCUUACAAAACGUACAAGAGGUCACACACGUUCAAACGGCAGGAAUCUGGAUAUUAUGCAAACUUCAGACAGGCAUCAUCAACCACUGCCAAAAGUGAAUCAAUUUGUGAAACAUCAAACCAGAUUAAUCCAGAUCCAAACGUUUAUGAACCUAUUUACCUGAAUAUUCAGAUAUCAGCAAAUCAAAUGGACCAACAAGUGGAAACUGUAGACAAUAUAUAUGGAAAUGUGGACUCUGCAACUUAGAAAAAAACAAAUGUCUCGAAGCUUUCAUCCUAACGAAUUAUAUUUUCCUGCAUCGUCUUAGGUGUUCAAAUACAAAAGUGCAGUCAGAAGCACCUAAAGUGUGUCAACUGGAUUGCCAAGAAUACACUGGUUUGCAACACAUGCAUGGAAACUCCAAAGUUUAAUGAAAAGGAAACUGUAUUCAGCUGUCAGGACUGGCGUCGCAAUCUUAAUUAUGCAAACAUGACGUGCAGGUGCCCGUCCCUGAUUGGCUACCAGAAGACGGUGGAGACGUCCAAUUGGUGGCUUACUGGAGGUAAAAACUUCUGAUGCGGACUUCCUGCCAUCCAUCCUCAGCUCAUCUCAACUGAGCUGUGGAGCUGCUGUUUAUGUUUGCUUAGUUUUCUCAUGUUUUUUUAAUUAGGGACGAAUGUUUUUGUCAUUUGUUUUAUUUACUUUCAAAUAGGUAGGUUUUAAUAUCCACAUGUAGCUUCUUUUUGUUUAUUGUUCUCGACACUAUGGCUCAUUCUGAAGCCGUAUGCUCUACUUGUUGUAACAUCUCAUUC